Messenger RNA from Procambarus clarkii (red swamp crayfish), 7028 nucleotides. RefSeq lists its product as uncharacterized. Lineage: Eukaryota; Metazoa; Arthropoda; Malacostraca; Decapoda; Cambaridae. The record is from RefSeq and is a predicted model, not a curated record.
AACUAUUGUUGGUGACCUAAAUAAUGAAUCCUGGUGGAGUUGAAGACCCGGAUAGUUUACCACCAGUUACUGUUAACAGAUCCUCGGCGUUGAUCUCAGCAAAGCUCGCGUCUCCCACUCAGUCACGUUAAGCAAUGCUUACUACGGUCAAUAACUGGAUGGGUGACCAUGCAGACAAUUAUAUCUAGGCCACAGCUAGUGGCCCCGGGAGAGCCUCGCACCCUGUACCGGUCUCCCUCCCCGGUACACGGUAUCCUCCACCCAUACAUUAACACCUGUAAACUGUUACCUGUAAUAACCUGCACAUUCAUACUUGUGUGACGUCAACAACAACAACAGGUGUUGAUGCAUCCACCACAACCUCAGUCACUGUGAUAACCAUAGAUUGGGAUGAGUUCUGUAACAGACAGAUCAAUUGAACCUGAGAAAUGCAGCAAGCAGGGUAAUUCUUCCCAUCACGAUAGUGGUGGCGAUGGUGUAGAGGGAGGUCCAUCCACACGUACGUCUUGUCAAUCACCAACAUUGUUUGAUAAUCUUGAAGAUGCUUCUCAAAAAAGGAAGGCAGUCAACCAUGAACUGCAUAGAGAUAGUACAUUUUCUUUGUAUGCGAAGAAAUAUAGCCAUCUCACACAGGGAAAUGGUUGUAGUGAAGAACUGGAAGGCCAGGCUACAAAAUCUGCAGUUUGGUCUGCACUCUCUUCACUUCAAGAAAUUUCAAAUACAGCAAAGGGAUCACUAGUAAAUAGGAAUGAUAACAAAAAUGGAGAAGAAUUAGCUUCUACAUCUUCAGUAGGACCAUCAGCUUGCCAUGGAGGGCAAAAUUGUGUGAAAUUUCUCUCGGCAUCUAAUGAAGACUCGGACAUCUCUCUUUUGGCAAAAUUAGACUUGGCCCAGGGUUUGGCAUCUCCCACAAGGCCACAUCAGAUCUUUCAGUGCCAUUCAGGUUCUCAGAAUCUGCAAAUGCAGUGUAUGCAGGAAGGUGGAGUUGAAAUUAAAAAAGAGAUUUUAUAUAAUUAUACUGAUGAGAAUGGAAUUGAUAAAGAUUUGUACAGCAACACUCUUAGAGAGAGAAUGCCCAACAUUCAGUUCAACAACAGCCCAACAUCAGAACAAAAUAAUGAUAACCAUUAUUUGGGUGCAAAUGAAGGAUGUCAACAAGAUGAUUUUGAUAGUGAAUGUCAUGAUUUUAAAUCUGAGAAUAUUAAUGCAUUCUCAAAUAAUUGUGCAGCCACAAUCCACUCAGAUUCUGAGGCAUUACUGUCAGGUGAAACUUCAAGGUUGUCUAUUACUUUACCAGUAUCUUCAGGUAUUCCAUCUUCAGUCAGGCCUUUAGUGAAAAUUAAUAAUGUGCAAGAAUACUCUGUACAAAAUAAAAUGUGCACUCAAAAACACCUAAAUGAAGAAACUUUUCCACCUGUAGAAGUAUUGAUACAGAAAGAAUACUUGGAGCGUGAGAAGAGAGUGCUUCUUGAACAGAGUGAGUGCAUUGAACUUCAAAGACUCAAUAUUCUCUGCAGUUUUUCAGGUGACAGUGGUAACUGCUCUAAGCUUUUGGAAGUAAAUGAAUUGCUGAAAACAGAAAUGAAAGAAAAAAUGUCUGAAAUUAAUAAUAAAUUAAUAAAACUGAAUAAAAGGCUCAGUCUGGAGGGCAGACCAGAUACUGUUGCAUCUGAUUAUAAAACUGUAAAAUGUCCAAAAUUUGCAUCUAAUACAAGAAUAAUAGCAGGAGGUAGAGGAUUUGAAUUCAGUAACAGUCAAAGGCAUAUGGAUUUGCAUCCUGUAGCAACUGUUAGGGAUAAUGUUGCUGAGAGAAAUGACCCAUUGCUCAAGAGUUCCUCUACAGUAGAGCUCAUCCCAAGAAGUUACUUUUUCCGUCCUAAUUGUAAAAGAAAGUGGACUGAUGAUGAAAGUGCUAACAUGAAUACCGACUACACAGUUGUUAAUGAUAAUAUUGGAAACUUGCAUGAAAGACGAAGUAAGAAAAUAAGAAAGGAUCUUGGCAAUGCAAGACGAACGCCUGUUUUGAAAGAGGAAUUUCUUCAGAGAGCUGCUCAAGUAAACUGGUGCAGACUGUGUAAUAUGUUCUUUCCCUCAAUUGUUAGCUAUGUGGACCAUCUAGCUACCUUGGAACACUUGCAAAGAAGAAAGAUAAAUGAUGGAAGCUGGCUAAGAAAGGUUCCUCAAGUGGAAUCAAAACAUAUUAAGCAAGAAGAGCCACAGGAUGUGUAUGGUGUUGAGUAUCUUGACUGUGUUCCUCUGUUCUUCUGUAACCUUUGUGAGGUGUUCAUCUGGGACAGAGAAGAAGUGAUGUUUCAUCCCAGCUGCUCACAGCAUGUGGAGAACUUCAAGAGGCAUGUGUCAGAAAAUGUUCAGCGUGAAUUAAACUUCUUCCAGAGAAAGACUGCUGCAUAUAAGAAUUAUUGUGAAGAACAAGAAUUGGAAAGUGAUGCAACUAACAAAGAAAAUGAGAUACCCCCAGAGCAUCAUCUUGGAUCUGACAGCUUUAUUACUGCAAAUACAUUAAGUUCAUCACUUAAUCAAAAUGUCAUAAGAACUUCAGAAGCAGAAUUUCUUAGACCAUUAAAGGAUAAAGGAACAGUCCCCAAAGCUGUGUCUAUAGCAACUGAAACAAUUGGUAGAACUGACGUCAACACAAACGCGGCUAGUUUUCAAGUCGGCAUUAAAGAGAGUGCAGCUGAGGCUAAAGAAUACACAGCUGCAGUGUGUUUGCCUUCAGCCAAUGUGCUCAACAGAUCAGACAUUUCUGUCAUCGCAACAGAUAUGAAAAGACCUGAGGAGGCUGAUGAAAGUAUAACCCAAAGUUUGUCUUGUUUGACAAAAGAUGCAACUAAUAAUAAAGUCGAUACAAGACUUGGCUCAUCCUCUGUGGGAGACAUAACAAAUCCUGUAAUAUCUCAUGAAUGUACCUCCCAAAGUUUCACUGAAAGAAUGUUACCACUAGCAAAUACUUUUGUUUGUAAUUUAAACAAGGAAGUAGACUCUUCAGCACUAGCAAAGAAAAAUCUGAUUGUGAAGCCUCAUGAAACUAUUGUUACAACAUGUUCCCUUCCUGGCAAUGACAACGUCUCCAGUGUAUAUUCCACAAGAGGUACCCUUUGUCCUGUACCAAGCCUAAGAGAAGUGGUAAAAUAUGAAGGGGAUACAUUUAACUCUAAUUUAAGUGAUUCAGACAAAUUAGAAUUAGUUGAAAGCACUGAGGAAAAUACUGUUUCAUAUUCUUCAGUUAGCCAUGACAGUGUUGAAGAGGUAUUAAAAUCUGAAAAUACUUUAACAGUUUCAACACCAGUUACUGAAGUUGUUAAAGAUGAAAUGUAUCAGCCUGAGGACCAAAUGGAUUCAGUACAAACAGAUAAUUUUUCCGAAGGUGUGGUAGUAGUCAAGGAGGAGACAACUGCUAUUAGAGCAACCAGCGAUGUGACUACUAAUGAAGAAGAUUCUAUAUCUUGCAUUCCUAAUUUUGGAAAUAAUAUAGUAUUAAAAAAUGAGCUUGAUUCUCAUAUCAUUGCUAGUAACAGUUUGGAAAAGGUUGGAAGUGGUAAUAGCAAGGCAAAAGGUACUGUAGUAAACAUAGAGCCAUGUAAAGGUUCAGAAGAUGAAGAGAACACUCUUCCUGCUUCAGCAGAGAUUAAUAGAGUUUCUAGCACUUCAAUAAAUGCAAUGAAAAGGAAAAAGGUUCAAAGAAUAAAGAGGGUGCUGCACACUGAGCCCAGUACUCAUUUUUCUUUUCAACCUAGAGAUACCAGGGUUGAAGAGGAUAUGGAAAGUUUAAGAAAUUUAAUGUCAACUGCAGAGAAUUCUCAAGUGUUGCAAGCUUCCAAAUUGCCAAAAGAUUCCUUGGUUACAUCCAGUGUUAGUGUAAGAAGGCCUAACAAUGAGGGUUGUGAGAAUAUUAGAAUAUUAAGGGUUUUGGGAAAACCUUACAGAAAACCUAAAAAGUUCAUUAGAUUUGAAGAUGAUCUACGUUUGGUUUGUGAAAAUGUUAAACCUGAGAUACUUUCACCGGAAAAAUCCAGCACUGCUCAUUCCCUUCAACCUAUUAGGCAAAAUGUGGAAGCACUAGAAAGGUUGUCAAAUUCAGCAGAGAAAGCAGAUGCAGACAAAAAUAAGAUUUCCUCCAAAGCAACGUGUAAAUUUAUACAAAUAAUAAAAAGUGCUUCUAAGACACCUUCAUGUGAAGUGUCAUUAAACCAAUUGAAGGCACCUGCCAGUUCAGUGAUUAUCAAAAGAGCAGAAUGUCAGUCGGCCAAGGUCACUCCACCUACAUCAAAAAUUAUUACCAUAACUAAUGCCAAUUGUAGUGAAGGCAACAUUUAUGCACACUCAGUAGACACUACUGAAAAUAAUGCCAAUUUUCCAGUCAGUAAGGUUAAGGUUUCAAUGGUCAAUAAUAUUGAGGCUUUACCAGUCAGUAAGCUGGUUGAGACUUUAGUGACCCCGAAGAAAAACUUGGAUGCACUGUCAGUUGCUUACAAGUGUGAUAAUGUAAGUAGCACAAGCAAAAAUAAAACUGCUGAAAGAAGUGAUGUUGAAGAACUGAUAAGUAAUGCAGAGACAGAAGAUAAACCAAAUCAUUCUUAUCUUGACACUCUAAAACGUUCAGGGGCCAUACAGUUAUCUCAUCAGCCAGUUGCAAUUAGUGGUAAUUUGAGAUUAGCAAAGAGAGUUCAACCUGAUAAUUUGGUCACUUGUGGCUCUACCCACAAUAUCCAAAAUGCUGACCCUUCUGCAGUGUGUCAUCGUACAGUAAAGACAAGUAGUGAUACGUCACAAAACACAAAUACAGAAAAGACAAGUAGUGAUGUAUCGCAAAACACACACACUGAAAAGACAAGUAGUGUUAUAUCACAAAAAAUACACACAGAAAAGAAUGGGCCAAACAAUGACCCUUGUCACCACGAGAACGUGAACACUUCUCCCUUAAAACGACCCAGAAUUUCUUUGAGCGAGUAUCGAAAGCGAAUAUCUGGUUCUAAAAACUUCAAAAGUAAAUUAUCCAAGGGAUUUAGAUCUGCCUUGGGUGAAUAUCGGAAAGCAAAUAAUAAAAAGGUAGAAAACAUCCUGAAAAAAAAUUAUCAAGAAUUACAAAGACUAAACCAGGGCACUUCAGACCACAACAGUUGCCAUCUUCACUCUGAAGAGGAAUCUGAGUCUAAUAAUUUAAGUUCUUCCUGCCAGAAUGAGAAAAAUAUCCUCCUGGAACUGCCAUCAACCCUAGAUUUCCUGUUGUCACCAUCUUCUGAUGAAAAUGUAUCAAUAACAGAUGAGAUGACACCACAGUCUUUGACCAGAUCCAAGAGUAGCCACCCUUAUCUCGACCUCUCUUUCUGGAGACCUGAACCUGAGCAGCUAUCACAGGUGGCUGUGGCUGCUCACAUUGCUGAAGCUGCUGUUGAGGCUUGUAAACCUGCUGCCUCUGAACCUGAGGGAGAUGUAGUUCUUGAAACAAAGGCUCAAGCUGUUAAGGAGACUUGUGUAACUGCUGCUUCUAAACCUAAAUUUCUUACAGCUAGUGAAAAAAAUGCUAGAAAAAAGAUAAACCGGGAUGUGUGGAAUCGCCUAAAGGUUCUCUUAGUUGGAGACAGCAGGUUGGAAAAUUUUGCCAAGACUAUGGCUCUCAAAGAUAGUACGAAGAAAGUUGUGUGCAUUCCUCGCCUGGAAGUUUUAGAGGCCUUGAGCAUCAUCUUUAAAGAAAUGACUGUUGAGACGUAUAAUGCAGUGUUUAUCAUGGUGGGACACGCUGACAUUACUUCCCUGAAGCAAGUAUGUGGUUGCAAGAAUCCAUAUGAAUAUUUAACCAUGAUGCCAUGCUCACCUGAGUUUCUCUUGAAAAGGGUAGAGGAAGUAAAUACAAACCUCAAGGCACUCUAUCCCAAUCUGUAUGUUCUUUGGGGUUCUUUGUAUCCAAUUGAGUUUUUGUCAUAUAACAAUAGUUUAGCUUUAAGUAAGCGUCUUGAGAUGCAUGAUUGCAAUUUAAAUAUGUUUUCUUAUGUGCAGAGUAUAAAAGCUCAUAAUAGUAUAUAUAAUGAAUUUAAUAAAAAAUUUGUUAAAUUCAUGAAAAUACAUAAUAUUCCAUUUAUUGAUUUGAAAAAUUAUUUAAGAUCUAAGAGAGUAAGAGCUCUUAAAUCUUUCACAAGUAUUUUAUGUGAUGGUGUUCAUGUGAAAACUAAUUUUACAGCCAAUUCUUCAGAUAAAAUAAGGAGGAGGAUAAUUUCAUAUUUUAUUCAAAUUGAGAAUAUAGAGAGUAAGAAUGAUUGAUUGUGAGGCUGUAGGUAUUAGAUUCUUAAAAGUACUAAAGUGUUAGCACUUUGGCUCCUUGAUGAUGCCUUAUGUUGCAUAAAACCAAAACAUGCGAGAGUGAGUGAUGACGCAAACGGUGUCAUUAACUUAAAAAUUUGUAAAUAAUAAAUUUAUUAUCCGAAUAAUAUGGGACUUGUUUUAAAAUGCGCACCAAUGUCUUCCCGUUCCAAAUUUGAUACCAAACUGAACGACAUAGCACAAAAAAUUGAGGUGGGAAAGCUGAAAAAGAGUAUAUAAACAUUAGAGUGUGGUGGUGAGCUCAUGGGUAAUGCUUGGCCUACCUUGUGGUGCCCAGCAGGCUGCCCGUCGUACCAGCGAAAGUGUUAAAAUGUUACUUAGGUGGAUUUUUAAAACAUUGUACACAGUAUAUUUAACCAUUGUAUAUAUUUAAACAUGGUAUUUAUUUCAGCAUUGUAUAUAUGUAUAGUAUUUUAUGUUCAUUAUUUAUGCUUGUUGCUUUCAUUAGAAACCCAUGAAAAACUUAAUUACUGUAAUUCAUAAGGAAUGUAUAAAAAUUUUGUUUAUGCAAAUAAUUUAUAUUUUUGUUAUUUUCUUCUGUGUAAUAAGGUAAAAAUAUUAUACACUGUAAACACUUCUAUAUAUUUGCUAGCUUUAAAAUCCUCAAUAGGGCCAGUCAUAAUUGUAUGCAUUUUAUUUAUUCUUAUAUUUUAUUACAACAAAUGUUGUAUAAGUAAAGAUUGGUCCUUACA